Papilio xuthus (Asian swallowtail) is the source of this 993-nucleotide messenger RNA. RefSeq lists its product as uncharacterized. The annotation marks the transcript as partial. NCBI's taxonomy places the organism in Eukaryota, Metazoa, Arthropoda, Insecta, Lepidoptera, Papilionidae. The record is from RefSeq and is a predicted model, not a curated record. The transcript has a single exon.
GCGUGUGAUAUAAUAGAAUCGCGAGUGCGUCCCGUGUUAAAAAUAGAAAUUUAUAGUGAAGUAGGUACAGUGCUUGUGGACACAGGUGCUAAGCACUCUAUAGGUAGUGUUAGCUUAAGAGCUCACUUAAUGAAGUAUGGUCAUCAAUUUGAAAAUGUAUAUGUAGAACUUAAGUUUGCUGACGGACACAUGUGUGCGCAAAUUGUUGAAUUAGCACACGUAAGCGUAACAGUUCGAGGGGUACCGCGAGUUGUUGAUUUUAUUAUGCUUCCCGACGCGACUGAAAGUUUAUUAGGGAUGAAUUUUAUUCAGGAGUUUGGCGUGUUACUCGACUUUGAUCUCGGUACGUGGUCUGUGAGACAUGAUAGGACUCCUCAACCUAUCAUUUUUGAAACUCGCUCUUUUAAACCACUUCAUUGUUCGUCUGUGGGUCUUCGCAGUGACGAAGGUACCCAUCUGGUUUCAGAUGAACGACAGCAAUUAUCUGACCCCCUGAAUGUCUACGAGGACAUUUUUACUCCGGGGGGAGGACCUACUCAAUUUGCUGUUCACCGAAUCGAUACUGGAGAUGCCGCCGCGCCAAUUGCUAGCCCGCCAUACAGGGUUAAUCCUGCGAAGGUUGAAGCAGUUAUGAAAAUGAAGCCUCCGACGAACCUGAAAGGGUUGAGGACAUUUUUGCAAACUUGCGCGUGGUUCCGCAAGUUUAUUCCGCAGUUUUCAGAUAUAGCGCGGCCCUUGUCGGACUUGACAAAGAAGAACCGACGUUGGCAAUGGGGGGAGGGAGAGCAACGAGCUUUCGACGAGCUGAAGCUUCGGUUAACCACUAGCCCAAUUCUACGCCAACCAAACUUUGAAGAGCCGUUUACUCUACGAACCGAUGCUAGCGGAUAUGCGUUAGGCGCCGUAUUGAUGCAGGGUGAAACCCCUAAGAACGAGCGUCCAAUAGAGUACGCCAGCAGGUUGCUGACCCCUGCUGAGCGCAACUAUCAUACU